AUGAAGAUGAUGUUCAUCGUCUUUUUUCCUCUGUUGAUUUCUAAUGCAAUAGCGUACGAGAAUUGCUACCGUACAGAUCUUGGACGAGGAUACAAUGGGAAAAUUAACAUCACUAUAUCAAGAAAAACAUGUCAGAAAUGGGGAUCUCACACUCCCCAUCCUCAUAACCUAACCUGGUUAUGGACGGAGGAAAACUACUGUAGAAAUCCAGACGGCAAACCAAAUGGUCCAUGGUGUUUUACAAUGGAUUCUAGCACAGUAUGGGAAAGUUGUGGAAUACCCCGAUGCACGUCAAGAUUUGAUCCAUGUCUUAUGAAACCCUGUCAGCAUCAUGGUACAUGCAUUAGUUAUGGAGUAUCAGAUAGCCCUUACUAUAGGUGUGUAUGUGACUCAAUGUGGAAUGGAUCUAACUGUGAAAGAAAAGUUCCUCAAUGUCAGUUUCAACCAUGUAAAAAUGGAGGGAGUUGUAUGGAAGUAAAGGAUGAUUUCAUGUGCCACUGUCCAUCAAAGUUUGUUGGCAAAACCUGUGAAAGACGGGUAGAUCUCUGUGACACAGAGGAUGGCUGGAGGCAUUUUGGAAAUCACUGUUAUAAAGUGUUUGACAGUCCAAUGUCAUGGGAUGAUGCAAGUGAAUGGUGCAGAAUAACACAAGAUGCAAGUCUACCUAUAAUUAACGAUCCUACCAUUCAAUCAUCUAUAAAUCAUCUAACCCUGGAGGAGAAAUCAGAUUUGUGGACAGGAAUGAGAUAUUCCAGUGGGAAAUGGUAUGAUUCCAAAAACACUGAGGUUUUUAUUACAAAUUUCUACUGGCAUCGACUUUUUAAAGGUCCAAGAUCAGGAAAUGAUUCCUGUAUAUUACUGAAACAACCAGAUAACAGAACAGCCUCUGUACAUGGGAACUGGGUUCCUCUCAGCUGUCAACUGCAAAAGAACUUUGCCUGCUCUAAACCAGAAGGACUUUGUCCUGGAGGAUGGUUUUAUCAUCAAAACAGAUGCUUUAAACACUUAGACGACUUGCAAACAUCAAUAAAGGAUGCUAAAUAUAGAUGUAGAAGACUAAAUUCUAGUCUACUAGAGAUCAAGAGCGAGGAAGAUGUAAGCUUUUUACAACUGUUUCUAGACCUUGAAAGAACUGGCAUCGGAAAUGAUGGGAAAUUCUGGCUUAAUUUAAUUCGUGACGAUGACUCGCUGAUAAGCCCUUGGGUUUGGGUUUGGGAUUCCUAUGGAAAUCCACAAGUAACAUUUACAAAGUUUCCAAAGAACAGCAUUUCGUUAGGAGACUGUGCCUACAUGGAUAUAGAUAGGAACGGCACAUGGUUCACAGAUAAGUUAUGUUCAGCGGCACUAAGUGUUGUCUGCUACCACACUGUGGGAUCAGUAGAAUGGAUAAAGAAUAUGAGGAAGAAUCUCCGCCUAGAUUCCAAUCAUGGAUUUUCCGAGUGCGGCAAGGGCUGGGUUGAAGACAGCAGGUCAUCAUGUUUUUAUUUUAUCUCCAAACUGUUAACCUGGUCUUCUGCCGAGUAUGAAUGUCGGAAAAGGGGAGCCCAUCUGAUCAGCAUCGACGACGCUGAGGAGCAGGCAUUUAUUACAGGUGUUUUAAAGUCGAUAGAUGUUGAUGGCUCGGUGUGGAUUGGUGCUAAUUCGCGCACCGAAGGAGUUGGAUUUCAGUGGACAGAUGGUGAUCCAUUUGUCUAUUACAACUGGUUUCCAGGUGAUCCCGAAAGUCAAUUAGAGGGUGAUGAAGAAUGUGUCGCUAUGUUUAUUUCCAACUCACUAUGGACAGACAACUCAUGUCAACAAUUACAUUCUGCUGUGUGUGAGAAGAUGAGACCAUCCAAGAAAAAGAAAGAACCAUCUAAAAUUUCCAAAGUUAAAGGAAAUUGUCAUCCCGGAUGGAUACCGUACCGCGAUAGUUGCUUUUUUAUCAAGGAAAAAGCAACAACAUGGGACCAAGCCAGUGCUCUUUGCCGCCAACAAAACGCCCAUCUUGCCUCCAUUUUAGACCAAAAUGAGCAAAAUCUAGUGUUCAGCCAGCUUCCAAGAGCUAUUCCAUCAACAUCAUAUGGCUACUGGAUUGGACUCCGAGAUAGAAAAGGGAACACUUUUCAAUGGGAAGACAAUAGGGAUGUAACAUUCGCACGAUGGCAGAGAAAUGAGCCGCAGGGUUUUACUGCGUAUAAGCAAGGAUGUACAUAUAUCAGUUUCCAAAAAGGAUUGUGGGGUGAUGAAGGAUGUGAUGUAAUCAGGCCAGGAUAUGUAUGUAGAUCCAAAAAGCAGUCUAAUGUAACAAACACUGUGUCGCCCCUAUCAGCUGGGUGUGAAAAGGAUGCCGUCGGAUUAGAAAACCUCUGUUAUUACAUAUUUGAUUCGCAUAAGACGUGGGACGACUCAGAAUCAACGUGUUUGUCAGUUGGUGGACAUCUAGCAACAGUAGACUCAUUACAUGUGAUGGCAUUUCUUGAUAGUCAACUUCUAGAAAAGGAUAUCAGAGUCCAAAUUUGGUCUGGGUACACAAAGAGUUCAAAUCUUAGUCGCUGGUCAAGUGGAAAAACUAUACAGAAACAACCACUUUUUGAAUUUGGUACUAACUUAGCAAGAAGAUGCGGUACUUACCAUCCCUUGGGGCAUGCCCUGAACAUAACAAAUUGCGAUGAAACCCAUUCUUUCAUUUGCGAAAAACCAAGGGAAGGCUUUAAUAUCUCCUAUCCAAACAACACAACAGUAUCUCAACCAAAAUCUGAACAAAAUUGUUCUGCAGGCUGGUAUAGGCAUAAUAUGAGCUGUUUUAAGGAGUUUUUAGAAAAACUGCCAUGGACUGCAGCAAGAAGGAAAUGUAGAAACAUUGGUGCUCGUCUGACUACCAUUGAAGAUGCGACGUCCUUUUCAUUUAUACUUAAGACGUUUAAAAGUAUAAUGAAAUCUAACUGGUGGAUAGGAUUAAAUAGCAGAGAUAUGUCAAUGAGUGAGACUUGCAGCAUGUGGUCAAACGCCUGUGCAACAUGGCACUGGUCUGACAAUGAUGAUGACCCGCCCUUCCGUAAAUGGGGGUAUGGUGAACCAAAUAAUUUUAUGAGAGUAGAACGCUGUGUCGUGAUGUCUAAAUCAAACGGAGAAUUUAAUGACUACCAGUGUUCCGCUCCUAGUCCAUUUAUAUGUGAAGCACGACUGGGAUCGAAGAUAUUAGAAAAUGGGGAAUCUUCUACCUAUUCACCUGAAAAGUGUGAUGAGGAUGGAUAUUUCCUUUAUAAGGAUUUUUGCUAUGCCCUCAGCGAUACGGAAACAUCGUACUUCUCUGCAGAGACCCGCUGUAGAACUCAAGGAGCAGAGCUAGCAAGCAUACAUGGUCAUGAUGAGUUAGACUUCAUUCUAUCUCUCCAAAAGAACUAUGAUGCAGAAAACGAUAUCUGGAUUGGCCUUAAAAGAGUUACGCACCGCGGUUUAAAAAGAUGGGAGUGGUCCGACAAAUCCCCCGUCGACUUUGUGCUUUGGAAGAAAAAUGAGCCAGAUAAUAUCCAGUUGAAUGAGAAUUGUGUUGUAAUGUCAGGAUUUAAAGGUUUAUGGGAUGAUGACCCUUGUCUUGAAGAGAAUGGAUUCAUUUGCAAAAAAAGAAAAUCGCCCAUUCAAUUAAAUGACUCCAAAGAAAACAAAAAAAUCAAAGUCAUUGAAGGCGGAUGUUCAAAAAAUUAUACUUCAUCGCCUUUCAACAACAAAUGUUAUAUAUACAAUUCAACAAAACUGACUUGGAAAGCGGCCAAUGAAAGUUGUUCCUCUGAUGGGGGUUCGUUGUUGACAAUCCAAAACCAACUUGAACAAGAUUUUAUCGUAAGUUUGAUGGAUUCAGCGUUAAGUGAUGUAUGGAUUGGACUUAAUAGACGUUAUAGAGAAACUUUCAUGUACAAAGACAAUGUAUCAAUGGUGUAUGCUAACUGGAAGACAGACCAACCGAGCAAUCCUCAUUAUAAAAAAUACGGUGCGUCACAGCAAGAUUGUGUUCAGAUGAAUCACUUAGACGACAAUACAGGAAUAGGAAGAUGGCAUACAAAGGAUUGUUAUUAUCUAAAAGCAUCAUUCAUUUGUGAAAAACCAAAAGAUACGUCAAUAGAAACCAAACCUCUCCCAUCUGAAUGCCCUCCAAUGUUUGAGCAAUACUUAAAAAGCUGCUUUAGAUUUGAAGUUGGUCCAGUUGACCAAAGCAAGGCCCAGAAUAUAUGUGAACAAAGAAAAGGAAAUCUAGCGUCAAUUACAUCUGCAUACAAAUACGGAUUUACUCGUGCAAUUGCUGCAAAGCAAAAUUUUACUGUGUAUUGGAUAGGACUCGAAAAAACAAAGGAUGCAGCUUUGUAUAGAUGGAAUGAUGGAACACCGUACCAAUUCAGCCAUUGGAACGAUUCAGAGCCAUCCCAAGGACCAGAAGAAGAAUGCAUUGUAUCAAGAGAUGGAGACUGGAUGGAUGUGCCAUGCGCAGAAAAGCACUCUUAUCUCUGUGAAAUAAAUUUUGAAAAAAAGAAAAGUAUACGGCCUGCGCCCUCAUGUAUGCCCACGGGAAUAGCUUAUGACGGUGCGUGUUAUUUCAUAGAAAGAAAGGAUAGAAGUUCCUGGAAGGAUGCUCUCCAGAAAUGCAGAAAAUAUGGAAUGGAUUUAGUUUCAAUCCAUACAGUGGCUGAGUUAGAGGUAGUUCGGGAAUUUAUAGUAAGAAGAGCAAAGGAAAACGUUUGGAUUGGGUUCACUAAUGCAAGGAAAGAAUCAGAUCUAUUUCAAAGUGGGGCUUAUUGGUACUGGUCCGAUGGAGAGGAUGCCAACUUUACAAACUGGCGAAUAAAUGAACCCAAUGCAGGAAUUCUAUCAAAUGAGGAAGAAUGCGCAGAAAUGGAUCAAAAAGGACUCUGGAAUGAUCUCCUGUGUUCACAUAAAAAAGCCUUUAUGUGUAAACAUAAUGGAUCUAAGAUAGAUUUAAAAACGGAAGUCAGAAUAUCAACCGAGGUACCAACAAGAAGAUUUACUCAAAAUACACUUCAUUCCCGCAGCAAUGCAGAAUCAACAACACCGGUUGGUGUAAUAGUAGGUGUAGUGAUAGGCCUAUUGGCGGUUCUCGUGCUCGUAUUAGCUGUUGUGUUUAUUUUGUACAGAAGACGCCACAGACCUUUUUUCAGACAGCACAUCGGGUUUUCAAAUGCUUUGUUCCAAAGUGCUCAUGAAAACUAUUAACGAAUUAAUUUCAAAAUACUCACCGUAAUGCUGGAUACAGUCAGGGACCUAUAUACUAACUAGUAUAUAGGUCCCUGAUACAUUGUUUUUUUCUUUGUUUCAUGUUGUUGCAAUAUUUUUAUACACAAGAAUCUAUAUCAAAUUAUUAAUUUACAUCCAAACUGAUAUUUAUACAAGUAU
Messenger RNA from Saccostrea echinata, 5385 nucleotides. RefSeq names its product macrophage mannose receptor 1-like. NCBI's taxonomy places the organism in Eukaryota, Metazoa, Mollusca, Bivalvia, Ostreida, Ostreidae. Gene Ontology annotation, molecular function: signaling receptor activity; calcium ion binding. The transcript has 39 exons. Bases 1 to 5205 code for a protein of 1734 amino acids. The record is from RefSeq and is a predicted model, not a curated record.